Molecule: messenger RNA, 1512 nt
Organism: Aureobasidium subglaciale EXF-2481
Lineage: Eukaryota; Fungi; Ascomycota; Dothideomycetes; Dothideales; Saccotheciaceae
Exons: 1
Coding region: 1-1512 (503 amino acids)
Source: RefSeq, a predicted model, not a curated record
AUGCCGAAACGCUACCAACCACAAUUGUCUGCCAACAUCGAGAAAGGUGCAAUCCCAACCAUCAACUUCGAUCAAUCCAUGUGCUAUCGACAUGGUCGCAAACUACAGUCUAUCACAAGCUUUCCGGCUGGUACGAACAAAGUUUUCAGCGAUGCGUAUAUCACUAUCGCUCCCAUGAUUCGACAACAGGUCGAUCCUCUGAGCCCCUGGUCUGUUGGAAAUCGUCUUGCUAAGACUAGUGGAACUACAGUUUCCCCAGAUGCUUGUCCCGAUUGCCUUGCUGAGAAGAAUAUCUUGAAACGAGAGACUGAGAUCACCAUCCGCACGCCUCAAGUGCAGCCCAAUCAUCACGUACGAUCUGCAAGCAGUUCUAUCUUUACCGAGCGUGGUACGCCUCCUGAUUCUACUCAAUCGUCCAAUGUCCUGGUCGGUACGACUAUUGACAAUCAGACCAUCAAAAUACCUGGGGCCACCAUCUCUGAUCUACCUCCGGACAAGUUCGGUGGAGUUGUAGCGACCGACCUCGGUGACUUGAUCGAUGCCAUCAUCGUCGAACACAGCGGGAGCCUAGGCAAAGUCAUUUCCAAUAUCCGCAAUGGUAUGCCAGAUAGUGCUUGGACUCAGAAGCUCUCGCGCGACCUUGCUAAGGUUUCGGAAGCGGUAGCAUCUCUCCCGAAGGAUAACAUCAAAAACGCUCCUGCCUUCUCUCAGAACAUCAAUGGCCGACGCUCAGUCAUACUGGAUGCUUCACCUGAUACUCUUCGGAAACGAGCAAAGACUAUGCCUGAAUUGCUCGACCUCAUCGAUGUUGCAACUGAAGAAUUAGGCACAUCAGGCUCAGACAAUCGACAACAAGACCUCAAGCUGGAUCGUCCACACAUGCCCGGCGGUUUUCCUCUUUCUCGAAGCACAUUCCCUUCUACCGCUCCACACACCCCCGUUGUUCGUUCAUGUGAUUCUUCUGCUUCCUAUGCAUCUUCCGCGUCAUGCGAGUCUCGCACUUCGUCCGAGUCCUCUAGCUCAUCCGAGCGAUCCGUUGCAUCUGUCUCAUCUUUUCCAUCACUCCAAACAUCCGGACGGGCUAGAAGCUCUGAUACAUUGGCGGUAACAACCCGGACCAAGGUUGCGCUACCAGUCAUGACCACCUCAAGCACACUGGUUGAACGUCCAACGCCAGAGGGAGACGAAGACAAGGCAACACUUGUCGACGCCGAUUUGCCAUUCUCGACGAAAAAUUUGCCAGAGAAAGCCAGCCAAGGUCCGAACACAUCUGGCGAAGCACCAUCUAGGUUGCAGUGGAGUCGAAUUCCGAAGGCCAUGACAAUACCUUCAGCUGGGUCUUCACAUACAUCCUCAGACCUGCCACGCUCAACUUUGACUCGACCGAAAGCCAACACGAUAGACAAGCAACAACAACCGCGGCGAACGUUUCAGCAAGAGUGGCUAAGGGAGGCAGCUGUUGUGGAAAGAGCAGAGAGACGGAGCAGAAGCAGAGGUGCAACCCGUGUAUGA